CCUCGGCCCGGGCGGGCCACGCCCACUUGGUCACGGCUACGGCCCUUGACACUUCGUGUGGGGAUUGUUGCGUCUCAUAACUGGACUCAGAAAAGGACUCCCUGCUCAGCUGGCUCUCAGUUUCUCUACUCAUCUCCAGAAAAACGACGUUGUCCUCCGUGCGGCGCAUGGCGCCUCCCCGCCGCUCCGCGCGUCCCUUUUGUUCUCUGAACUUCCUAGGAAUACUUCUGCUGGCUCUUUCCACGUUCUCUGAUGCCUGCGAGGAGCCACCACAGUUUCUAACUAUGGAUAUUGUUCAGAGAAUUAAACCCGAAUAUAACAUUGGGGAAGAAGUAACUUAUACUUGUGCAAAAGGCUAUUUUUAUGUGUGUGGUAAACGUCCCACCCGUACUGUUUGUGCUCAGAAUAAUUCAUGGUUACAUGUCACAGAUGACUGUUGUUUUAGGCUAUCAUGUCGACCCUUACAGAAUCCUACUUAUGGCCAAGUAAAGUACCUAAAUGGAUCUUUUGGAUGGGGUUUUUCAGCGCAUUUUACUUGUAAUUCUGGGUUUUACCUAGUUGGUGAAUCAAUUCUACACUGUGAACUUAAAGAGAAAGAUGCAUAUUGGAGUGGUAAAGCCCCAGUAUGUGAAAAAAUUAAGUGCAAACCACCUCCGAAAAUAAAAAAUGGAAAGCACACCUUUGCUAAUGUACAAGUAUUUGACUAUUAUGCAACAGUAACUUAUAGUUGUGAUCCUUCAAAUGGACCAGAUGAAUAUUCCCUGGUUGGACCAGAUAAGAUUUACUGUGUCAACAAUAAUAAAUGGAGUGAUGAUGCUCCUGAGUGUAAAGUGGUCAAAUGUCCAUAUCCAACAGUCAAAAAUGGAAAACAGAUAUCAGGAAUGGCAAAAAAAUUUUACUACAAAGCAACAGUUAUAUUCGAAUGCAAAUCAGGUCAUUACCUUCAUGGCAGUGACACAAGUGUCUGUCAGAGUAAUAAUACUUGGUACCCUCCACUUCCAACAUGUCCUAAAGUGCUGCCUCCUCCCAGUACAACUUUGAGUCAUUCAGUGUCGACUCCUCCCAGUACAAUACCUCCGAUUUCCAGUGUCUCAGGAUAUCCCAAUCCAAAAGAAGGAUUUUUUGACAUUGGCGAGGAUUUGGGUCCCUGGGUCAUCGUUCUAAUUAUUGUUACUCUGCUUGUUGGAGUUGCAGUAAUCUGCAUCGGCCUGUAUAGAUGUUUUGAAAGGAGGAAGAAGAAAGGCACAUACGUAACUGGUGAGAGCUACAAAGAAGUAAAUUUUACUUCUCUCUGAGAAGAAGAGAUGAGAGAAAGGUUUGCUUUUAUCAUUACGAGGAACAGAGAGGUUAGAGCUGACUAUGUCACUUACCAGCAUAAGUCAACCACUCCAGCAAAGCAGACAAACUGAACAGUUCCCACAACCUGCUUUACCAGUUUAUCUUUUGAUUCUGUUAAAAUCUUCAGUUGUACAAUAGCUGCUCUUUAAUUUCACUCUCAGGAGUGCAUCUGUAAAGUCAUAAUGUUGUAUCUUUAUGUCACUUGAGUGUGGUCACCAUCCUCUGAUGCUUCCUUUGAAUUUGGAUGUGAACAUAUUGCCUGUUUUCCCUUCAAUAAUAUUUCUAUUUAUGGAGCAAAUCAACAUAGCUUCCUUGGUAGUAUUAAGGUAGGAAAAUGAUUUAUAAAACUGGAAAAUUUAAAGAAAUAUAGACCAAAAUGAAAUUACAUACUCAAUGAUCUUGAGAAAUUAAAAAAAAACAAAUGUCAUUUUAUUUUUGUUAAGAAGUUAAUUUUAACAUCUUUUUUUAUUCAAAGAUUCAUUCCAAUGCUUACGAUUCAUUCUUUCUACAAUUCUAACAUUGCAUAUAUUGUUCAUUAUAAAAAGCCUUUACAAAUGUAUCUGUACUACUGUGGCUCUUAUCUGUUAAAAACAGGAACACUAUAAUAUUGGGAAUAUGGACAGAUUUGAUUUCCUUAGCUAAGAAUAUUGUUGGAAAAUUAUCUAAAAGUUAAUAGGAUAAAAGUUAGGUUGUUUUUUGUUUGGUAACAUCUUUGGUGAUUUAAAGAAACAAGAAUGUUUAUGUAUGGCAUUUAUUGUCACCUUUUCUUACCCAUCAAUCAACCCUUAAGAAAGGGUUGAUUUCAGAAUCAGUUGCGUCCUUUCAUUUGAAGUUAGAAGACUGACAUCCACAACAAGAAUGUUGGUUUGUGAUGCAAAGUGAACGCUGUGACCCUGUGGUCAUCUUUCACUAAUGAAGUCAAAGAGAGCUUUUACUUUAAACAUGCUCUCUUAAAAGUAAGUGGUUUUGUAAAGACAAUCUCAAGUUGGGUCAGGAUCUUAGUCCAUUUACAUUGUGCUUGCUAUCAGGAGCAUCUUCUCUAUGUAUGCACCUUACCUCAUCUCCUAAAAAGGAGAGUAAAAAUUACUUCAUACAUAGUAGAGAAGGACACUUCACUUUUGUCUAUUUGCUUUUGGUCGUAUUUAGGGACAAAAAACUAACCAUUGCUCAGGGAGCAUGUCAUGCUCAGGGAGAAUAGAUCUUGGUCAUCUACUGAACCCCCAACUUUGGCACAGUCCCUUUCAAAGAAGCCAGUGGGCAAAGAGAAGGGGCAACCAUUCCAGUUCAAAUGUUGUUUUAAGUUGUGUUUUGAACUUUUGUGUUUGGAAUCUAGCUCAAGUUGGGCCAAAGAAAUCUUGCCUUGAGAAGACUGACUGGGGAAGCAAGUGUGGAUCCAAAUAUUGUUUUACUGUAUGAAGACAUGUUUAUAGUCUUCCCUUUGUAAUCUCCUGCGAGAUGAGAUGCCUUAGGAGGGUAAAAGUUGGAGGAAACAUAAAUAGGAAUUCGAAAAGCAUAGAGUUCAAGUUUAACUAUACCCAUUUUCAGUUUUCAAGAAUAUAGCAAUCGCAUUAGAGGCAAGGAAUGGCUAUGCUUUUUUUUUAUAAACUUAAUUGUAUUUUCAACUAAAUUAUUGCUUACAGUAAGUAUACUUUUAUAGCAGUUUCUGCUUCAAAUUUAAUUUUUAUAUUUGAGAUUUCUAUAUGUAUAUAUAUUUUUGUCUAAUAAUUUGUGAAUCACUUAAAUAUAUGGAGAGGUCUGUUUUCUUUAGAACUUUGUAUAAAUGAUAGGAAGAAGCAUAUUUGAAUUUUAAGAAAAAUGUAUUUGUGAUAAAAUGAGAAAUCUCAUGUACAGAGGUUCUUUAUUGCUCAUUUUUUCGGAAAACUGGCUCUUGAAAUAUGUUAAAAUAAAAUUGUACAUUUGGAGAAGCUUGAUUUAUGAUGAUGUGUUUAUUUCUGGUGUGUUCUGUCUCAAAUCAGUGUGUGUUUCUAAUUGGGGCCUGUCUUCU
Molecule: messenger RNA, 3343 nt
Organism: Nycticebus coucang (slow loris)
Lineage: Eukaryota; Metazoa; Chordata; Mammalia; Primates; Lorisidae
Gene: CD46
Product: CD46 molecule
Exons: 13
Coding region: 168-1295 (375 amino acids)
Biological process (GO): negative regulation of complement activation, classical pathway
Cellular component (GO): cell surface
Source: RefSeq, a predicted model, not a curated record